This is a messenger RNA of Actinia tenebrosa (Australian red waratah sea anemone), 3373 nucleotides long. Its product is annotated as clathrin interactor 1. The record is from RefSeq and is a predicted model, not a curated record. Gene Ontology annotation, cellular component: clathrin vesicle coat; endosome; plasma membrane. Lineage: Eukaryota; Metazoa; Cnidaria; Anthozoa; Actiniaria; Actiniidae. Gene Ontology annotation, molecular function: phospholipid binding; clathrin binding. Gene Ontology annotation, biological process: endocytosis.
GGGAUAUUUAACAAGCCGGUCGGGAAGGGCUCUCCCAAGGUAGCCAUUUUGAUGUUGUACAGUAUAUCUAAGAUCCAUUACCAUCGCACCUUUUUCAUAGAGUUUCUGUUGGCAUUUAGUAACUAAAAGACUUGAGGACGGAUCAAAGAUGUGGAAGAUACGGGAAUUGAGUGACAAAAUGACCAAUGUGGUCAUGAACUACUCCGACGUAGAAGCUAAGGUUCGUGAAGCAACAAACGAUGAUACUUGGGGGCCCCACGGUAGUUUGAUGCAAGAAGUGGCUAGAUUUACAUACACUUAUGAACAUUUUCCCGAGGUUAUGUCAAUGCUUUGGAAACGGAUGUUGCAAGAGAACAAAAAGAAUUGGAGACGCAGCUACAAGGCAUUACUUCUGCUGGGAUAUUUACUGCGAAAUGGGUCUGAGAGAGUAGUGACUAGCGCUAGGGAUCACGUCUACGACAUGAGACAGCUCGAAAAUUUCAAUUAUAUUGAUGAAACUGGCAAAGAUCAAGGCAUAAACAUUCGUCAUAAAGUUAAAGAGAUUAUUGAACUAAUUCAAGACGAUGAAAGAAUGAGAUCCGAACGAAAAAGGGCAAAGAAAAACCGUGAUAAAUAUACAGGGGUGUCAUCUGAUAAAUUUCGUGAUUCGCACUACACAUUUAGUACAAAAUACAAAAAACAAGACAAUCUUGGGGGUGAUCGAUAUGAUGCAGAAACUUGCCAACAGGAUUCAUUUGAUGAGUUUAAUAGCAAAACGACAAAAAAGAGUAAAUAUCGAGAAUGGAGAGAAAGAACUGGCUCAUUUGGUGCUGAAUUUAGAGACAGUGAAGAAGAAGGAGAAGAAGCAUCGGAAGAAAAAGAAAAGGAAAGUCUUGAUGGACAAAAUGGGGAGACAACCACAAAUAGAAGUAUAUUUAAGUCCUCGCCUAUCAGGAAAUUAGAUUUAGGAGCAGCAGCACAUUAUAGAGGGAUUGCAACUGAAAAUUCUGCUAUGCCAGAAAAUCCGACCAUAAGUAGUACAACAUCACCUUCUUCAAAAUCUCAGAAUUCAACUUCUAAGGAUUUUUUUGACUUCUUUGCAAACUCAUCACAGUCAACACAGUCUCCUACUGCAUCAAAUAAUAGUGCUAGUAAUGCUAUCCCUGCCCCAGCAUCAGACCCUUUUUCAUCAUUGCAAUCAUCGUCAGCUGCAGGAGGUAGUGACAGUGGAUUUGCUGACUUCAGUCAAGUGUCCACUUCUCCUGGUUUUGGUGACUUCCACUCUGCAAAUUCAGCACCUCAACCAAAUAAUGUAACAGAUGAUGAUUUCUUUACAGAGUUUCAAUCCAGUGAAUUUCCACAAAGUUCAACAGUUACUCCAUCUUCAAUCUCUUCAUCAUCACAGCCAGUACAACAAUCAGCACCAUCUGCAGAGCUCAUGGGACUCUCCCUAAAUCAGUCGCCCUUGUCUACAACUAAUGGAUUACCAUUUCCAGCACCAAUGGGAGUGCAAACAUCUAUGGGAAUGCCUGCAGCUAUGCCAAUGGCAAUGCCUUCUAAUCAAAUGAACAUGCCUAUGUCAUCGAUGGGGACAGCACAAACGGGAAUGACGCCAAGUCAGCCAGCGUUUAUGGGUGGUGGUAUGAUGCAACCACAAAUGACUUCACAAGGGAUGCAGCAGCCUCAGAUUAUGCCACAGUCUUCAUUUACUAAUGCUAAUGCUGGUGUUAUGAUAAAUACUGCUUCCUCAACAAGUAAUACAUCAUUUGAAAAGCCUAAACCCAGUACAUCAGAAUCAAAAGCAACAACAUGGUCUAACAGUCAAGUGGAUAUAAGCUUGGACAGUUUAAUUCCUACAUUGAAGAACGACAAACCACAACAGCCAAGCAUGAACCAGUUAUACUCCCAACAAAAACCACAAAUGCCUUACAACUCACCACAACAACAAGGCGCCUUCAACAUGGGUGCACCUCAAAUGACAAACAUGGGACAAAUGAACUAUAUGUAUCAACCUACCGGUAUGGGUAUGAUGUCAAAUCAAGGAAGCAUGAGUCCUAGAAUGAUGCCAGGACCCACGAGAAUGGCAGGCGCACCUGCAAUGAUGGGUGCGCAACCCAUGGGCACAAUGCCCAUGAAUUCAUCUCAAGGAUUUGCUAACAGUAAUUCAUUCCCAAGUUACAAAGGAAUUAGUUGAGUUAAGAUCUUUUUUUAUAAUAGUUUUUUUAUUUUCAAUAUAUUGUGAAUAUAUUUGGAGCCUUUGUGUUAAUUCUUACAUGGUAAAUUGAACCAAUUUUGCAAUAAUAAGUAUUAGGCAUGGGCGCACAAAGUGUGCAUCUUAUCUCACUAGGGUUGACUUGUUAUCUAGAGGAUCAAUAAUGAAGAACACUGAAGCUGAUAUGUACAAAGAUAUUUAGAGAAUGAUUGUAGAGAAUGAUUGUAUUAAGCUAAAAAAAACAAAAAAACUAGAAAUUAUUUCUUGCAUCACAAAAUUAUUGUGCCACUUAAUUACAGUACUUACCACUUCUAAAUGUGACACUCAACUUUGUUGAAUGGAUAUUCUUCAUAAUUCAGAACUUAAAUAAGUGUUUCCAAAAUGUACACCCCAAUGCAGACAGGUUUAAGUAUUACCUUACUCGCAGGCUAGAGGACAGGAUACUGAAGACAAUAAGUUUGGGAGUGCAACGUCAACAAAAUGGGAUAAGGGGUAGGCCUCAAGGUUGUAAUAUUUUUCUCUUUUUUACAUUUGACGGGUCAGGGAUGUCUACUUUUUGGAAACACUAAUAAAAUUCAUAACUUAAUUUCUUUAAUGAUUUUACUGAUCACAUUAAAAAGUGUCAGUGCCAUAGGAAACACACUUGAGAUAAAAUUAAGAUAUGUAAAUAAAUCAAAGUAAUGUUUAUCAAAAGAUUGUAGUUUGAGACUGAUGGUUUGCCAUCCCUGGGAAACCAGGGUAAAAAUUCUUUCGCUCGAAUUCUACCUCUGGCUUCCCGAGAAUGAUGGUUUUGCAAAUUGAUACUAAGAAAUAGAAAACUUGUAAUAUAUUGAGACAUGUAGAGUUAAAUUCUAUUUCCUAACAAAUUUGUGAUUCUUGCAUUCAUAGUAAUGACAAAAAUUUUGAUAUGCAAUUUUCCUUCAUUUCAUUUUAGUCGUAUGAGCCAUACACUAUCAAAGCCUCAAACCACAAAAUUGGAAAGCAAUAUUUGAUUUGGUUUAACUUUAUUUGAAUGUUAACCACUAUUUUCAUGCCAAAUUCAAAAACCUUUGAAUACAUACAAACCUUUGACUAAGACACAAGCCUCUAUUAUAUGACAGAUCAAAAAAUUGCAUGUCUACAAAUUUGAAUUCUUGUAUCAGCCUAGUUUUGUUUAGAACAUUAAAAAGUUGUCUUUUGCAA